Microbotryum saponariae is the source of this 2910-nucleotide messenger RNA. The record is from the annotation of a GenBank genome assembly. NCBI's taxonomy places the organism in Eukaryota, Fungi, Basidiomycota, Microbotryomycetes, Microbotryales, Microbotryaceae.
AUGGUUGCCGCUGGUUUGCUGGAGGGUCUCAGGGCCGGAUAUAGUGACGAAGAGGUAGAGAAGUUUGUCUGCAAUGCUUGCCUCAGCGCAAAGGGCCAUCGUCUUCCCUUUCCCGAUUCGGAUUCGCACUCCUCAGAGAGACUCGGCCUUGUACACAGCGAUGUGCUUUCCUUCCCCGAGCGGUCCUUGACUGGCAAACGUUACCUGGUCACAUUCCUUGACGAUUACUCGCGCAAACUCUGGGCCUACGCAAUCGGACACAAAAGCGAAGUCUUCGGCAUAUUCAAAACUUGGCUAGCCGAGGUUGAACUCGAGACGGGUGCGACGCUGAAGGUCCUCCGAACCGACAACGGUGGCGAAUACUGUUCGAGAGCGUUCACAGAGUUCUGCAAGACACGAGGCACCCGUCGACAAUACUCUAUCCCACGCACGCCUCAACAGAACGGUCGUGCAGAGCGGGUCAAUCGUUCCAUUGUCGAAGGCGUCCUUGCCCUCCUUGUCGACGCCCACCUACCCAAGACAUUCUGGGAGGAGGCUGCAGCUUAUUUCGUUUACUGCAAGAACCUGUGUCAACACGCGGCCCUGGACAAGGCAACACCAAACUCCGUCUGGCAGGGUGACCACACCACUGCCUCGGCGCUUCACCCGUUCGGCUGUACAGCUUGGCUUACGGUCGCGCCCGAACUUCGCUCCAAACUCGACCCGAAGGCGGUUCGCGUUUUUUUCACCGGCUACGACCUGGCUUCAAAAGCCUUUCGCUUCUACGACACUACAACACAGAAGAUUAUACUUGGCAGAAAUGCCACGUUCCUCGACACUGAAUUCCCCGGAUUACAUGGCGACCCCACUGAGCAAGACGGCGACACGCACUUCGCCAGCGCUCCCACCACCGAAUCUCAAACCGUUGUCAAGACAUGGACCCCACUAGUAAGGUCGGCGCACAUGGACGUCUCAUCCCCCCUUGAUGAUUCUGCCAUGAGCGCCGUUGACGUGGCCCCAGGGUACACUGGCGGAACCUUACUUAACUUCACAGAUGCCGAAUCGUCCUCGUCACCGUCGCCUGCGUCGCCCUCAUCACCGUCGUCUGCGCCAUCGCCUGCACUUUCACCAUCGUCGGCUGCGUCAUCGUCACCCUCGGCCUUACCGACCGACUCUGAAGACUCCGCCGAUCCCCUCGACCUCCUCGGCUCACAGCCCCAGGUUCGCCUCGAUCUACAGGACGUGCACCACCCAGACUUCAGCACGUACCGCGAGCCCGCAUCGGCUGAGGAGUCGCCCGACGAACUCGACCUCAUUGGGCGCCACUCUCGCGACGAAUCUCCGGACGAAAUCGAUUUCCUCACCCGACACCACCGCGCCUUCAUCGCCAUCGACGACGACACCUCUGACACAGAGGCAAUUCAGCCAGUCAAGUCCAUCACGAGCGACCCACAGACCUGGCGCGAGGCGAUGUCUAGCGACAAGCGUGAAGUAUGGGCCAAAGCCGCCACCGACGAGUUCACCUCCAUGCGCGACGACUUCAAGGUCUUCACCAUCGAGGACCGAGCCACGGUGCCCGCGGGUGCGACUAUCGUUACAUCCAAGUUCGUCUGGAAAACGAAACGGAACGCACUCGGCGAAGUCACUGGACACAAGGCAAGGCUGGUCGCGCAAGGCAAUCGGCAACGCGACGGCAUCGACUUCAACGAAACGUUCGCACCGGUCGCACGCUUCUCCUCGAUACGCUCACUCCUCGCGCUGGCGGCCGCCAACGGCUUGCACGUGCACCAGGCGGACAUCGACAAAGCAUAUCUGCAUGGCGACCUUGACCACGACAUCUGGAUGACGGCACCGCGCGGCUUCGACCUUCCCAGCGACAAGGUGCUUCGCCUGCGACGCUCCAUCUACGGGCUCAAACAGGCUGGCCGAAUCUGGAAUCGACACAUCGACGCUUCGCUUCGGGCCCUCGGUUACACGGCGACGGGCACCGACCACUGCGUAUACUCUUGGCUCGAUGAUCGUCAAUGUCCACACUACAUCGCACUGUACGUCGACGACCUCCUGAUGAUCAGCCCGGAACUGGCCGAAAUCGAACGUGUCAUCUCAGGCCUGGACCAACGCUACGGAGUCAAGCGCCUCGGCCCGGCCGAGUAUAUCCUCGGCAUCCAGAUCAGGCGGUUCGACGACGGCUCUAUCGCCCUAUCCCAGGAACGGUACAUCAUGGACGUGCUCGCUCGGUUCCACUUCGACACCACGACUCGCGGCACUACAGUUCCGAUGACUCCCGGCCUUUCGCUCACUGCUAUCCCGGGUCAAGGCACCGAACGGAUCAGGUCAUGGUAUCUGCAGGCUAUCGGCUCGCUCCUCUACAUUUCGCUCGGUACCCGCCCUGACAUCGCCUUCGCCGUGUCCUACCUGGCCCGCUUCGCCAACAACCCCGGUCGUCGUCAUUGGAUUGCGGUCAAGCACAUCCUACGCUAUCUCCGGGCCACGUAUCGCAACGAACUCGUGUAUGCUCGCGGCCAGGCUCGCAUCACGGGUGUGGUAGGCUACUCCGACGCGAACUGGGGGGCCUGCAUCGACACAUCGGUGUCCACCAUGGGCUACGUCUUCUACAUCGCUGGCUCGGCCGUGUCCUGGUCGUCCAAACGCCAGUCUCGAGUUGCCGAUUCGACCACCGACGCUGAAUACCUCGCCCUCUCGCAUGCUGGCAAGGAAGGGAUUUACCUCAGUCAGCUGCUCGAAGAGCUCCAUGUACAACCUGUUGCACCGGCUCACAUCUUUACUGACAACGAAGCCGCUGCUGCAGUUGCUCACGAUCCUGUCCGCGUCUCUGGCACUCGGCACAUACGCUUGCGUGAGCACUUCGUUCGGGAUAUGAAGGAACAAUAUACCACUGCACCAAAAGGCGAGGCACCUCUACUUCAGUGA